Molecule: messenger RNA, 2455 nt
Organism: Aethalodelphis obliquidens (Pacific white-sided dolphin)
Lineage: Eukaryota; Metazoa; Chordata; Mammalia; Artiodactyla; Delphinidae
Gene: FAM178B
Product: family with sequence similarity 178 member B
Exons: 15
Coding region: 1-2094 (697 amino acids)
Source: RefSeq, a predicted model, not a curated record
AUGCAGGCCGAUGGUGACAUGUUCCCCAGCGACUGGAGCCCACCGCCCGUGGAGUUCCUGAAGCCAAGGGCCCCACUGACUGACAGCGGGGCCCCAGCCCAGAGGCAGGCAGGCACGGCGGGGCCUCGGGGCCUGAGAAGACUGGCCCACCAGCUGCCCAAGGAGUCAAAGCAGGAGUCCCAGGACCCAGACCCCGUGGGGGGUCUGGCCUCACUGGAGGAGCCGUUCUGGAGCAUGGCAGGCACCAGCCCAAAGGCUGCAGCGCCAUGGGUGGACGCCCACACCUCGAUUGCCUCUGGGGACUCCGAGUGCUACGUCAACAGCUUGGAUUACUUACUGCAGGAGAAGAGGCAACAGGCCCUGGAGCAAGAGCGAGAGAAGCUGCUUCUGCAGGACUGUCUUGACCUCUACUCCUCGGAUCCUGAUAACGUGCCGCUCACACCAGAGCACAGGGCAACCCACGCCUGGCACUCGCAGUCGUGGGCACUCAGUGAAAGUUUGAACGCAGCCCAUGGGUGGGGCAGGAUCUGGGACCAGGAUUCUGGCUCCUGGACCAAGGCCCUAAGGGAGGGGUUGGGGUCUGACCGAGAGUGGGAGGGGGAAGGGCUCCUCAGUCUGUAUCUCUCGGCUCCCCCUCCGUCAGCAGGUGGCGCCGUGUCCCUGGGCUGGUCCCAACCAGGCGGGGGCUGCAGGGCGGGGGCAGCCAUCUGGUCCCCCCUGGCCUCCCUCCAGGCUGCAGACCAGGUGUGCCUGCUGACGCCCGGCUCUCCUGCCUCUUGCUUUGCCAGGAAGCUGGUGGACAGGUUCUCCGUGUCACUGCAGGUCAUCCCAGCAGUACAUCCAGGCGAGACUGUGUUUCUACCCCGGCAGCACCCUCUGCCCUGCAUCUUGGACUGUUCACACCUGAAGCCACAGAGCCGCCUGGAAGAGCUGUUCCUCAGCUCCCCGCCGGCCCAGCAGCUCUCCUUCCUGCGCAGCGGCCUCCUGAGCAGCCUCUACCUGCCCUCGGGCCUCCGCCCCGUGCCCCUGCUCCGGUGGCUGUUCCAGCUGCUGACAUGGCCUCCAGAAACUUCUUUGGGAGCCUUUGGUCUCCUGUGGGACCUCAGCGUGGAUGGGCUCUUCCGUCCGUCUGAUGCGGACACGAGCUUGUGGUGCCCCUCGCUGCAAGAGGUCACGGCCGCGUUCCACAGCCUGGGUACCCACAGCCCUGCUUUGCAGCCCCCAGGGCCCCUCCAGCGCGAUGGGAGCGAGCUUAAAAGUGAGGCUAGCCUGAGCCGGACUGAGCAGCAGGACACCCCCCAGGAGACGGCCUUGGACAGCAGCCUGAGCCACAUCUGUAAGUUCCUGAUGCUGUGCGUGCUGGCCCAGCCAGGGGCCUACACCGAUGGGAGCCUCUUGGGCCUGAUUGAGCUGCUGUGCCGAGCCGGCUUGGACGUGGGGCUCCGCCUGCUGCCCAAGACCGACCUCCAGCAGCUCCUGCUUCUGCUCCUGGACAGCAUCCAGGAGUGGCCGGGGAAGCUCCGGCAGCUGUGCUGUGCCCUGAGCCGGGCAUCUGAUCACCACCACAACCUGCUGGCGCUUGUGCAGCUCUUCCUGGACGUGACGCCCCGGAGCAGGCAGCUUCGACGCCAGCUCAGCCUCGUGAUCAUUGCCCGGCUGCUGGACCAGCAAGGGACGCUCCCUCUCUGGCAAGAGAAGGCCCAGCUGUCCUCGCUCAGGCAUCUCCUGAGCCUCAUGAGGCCAUCAACCCUGGGGCAGUACCUGGGCCCUGAGACCAUGCCGCCCGGCCAGGAGAAGCAGCCAAAGGCCAGUGCCCAGCUAGACCACAAGGUCUGCUACCUGUGUCACAGCCUCCUGACGCUGGCUGGGCUGGUGGUCAGCGGCCAGGACAUUACUCCAGACCAAUGGGGAGAGCUGCAGCUGCUGUGCAUGCAGUUGGACCGCUGCAUCAGCACCCACAUCCGGGAGAGCCCCCAGGCCAUGCACUGGACCACACUCAAGGACCUGGCUGCCCAGACCUACAUCCGCUGGCAGGAGCUGCUGAUCCACUGCCAGCCCCAGACCCAGUACUUCAGCCCCUGGGAAGACAUCUAAUGGAGCAGGGCAGGGGUGGCCCAGUGCUCCUGGCCCUGGCAGGAAGUGAACAUGGCCCAGCUACCUGGAGGCGUGAAGAAUGGAGACCAGAGGAGGACCAGCCAGCUGAACCAAGCACCUGCCUCCCCCGCUGCCCUGAGCCCCCUCCGGGCGAGGAUCCUGCCUCUCGCUGCCUGGCUCACCUCUCAGCUCUCCUUCCCUUCCCCACUGUCUCCUCUCCCCGAGACCUUUGUCUCCAAAACUCUGGUUUUCCUGGGCUUCCUGGGUCCUCCGGCCACCAUCCUCCCCACCCUCCUUCCCAUCUCUGUGUGUCCCUAAUGUGAGGGUUCCUUGUGCACGCUAAAGUCUCAUUUCAGCAUCA